Molecule: messenger RNA, 8927 nt
Organism: Helicoverpa zea (corn earworm)
Lineage: Eukaryota; Metazoa; Arthropoda; Insecta; Lepidoptera; Noctuidae
Gene: Ttc7
Product: tetratricopeptide repeat protein 7B
Exons: 16
Coding region: 164-2653 (829 amino acids)
Biological process (GO): protein localization to plasma membrane; phosphatidylinositol phosphate biosynthetic process
Cellular component (GO): plasma membrane
Molecular function (GO): protein binding
Source: RefSeq, a predicted model, not a curated record
CUCCGCGAACUAUGUUGUCAUCUGUCACAUUUGGCCUUCAAUUCGCUGGUGAUCCUGGGCACUGGGGAACUAAUGCAAUUUCCAAAAGGUUUUGCAAUGUAUGAGUGAGGUGUUCAAUAACUUCGAUGGUGUGACAAACGAGUAAAAUAAUCCCCGUGUUAAAAUGACAUCGAGGAGUAAGAAUGCUGUGCGAGGCUACGAAACUGAGAUCGAGAAGAGUCGUGAGGAGUCUAAUUGGAAGAAGGCAGUGGAAUUGGCUCAGCAGUUGAAGGCCAGGUCACCGCAGCAUGAAAGCCUCGCCCACUUCCUCAUCGGGGAGGGUAAGCUUGAAGCCCACCUGGAAGAAUGGCCGCCCAGCAAGGAGAACAUCGAGAGGGCACAGCGAGAGCUCUCCGAAGCCCGCGGCUACCUCACACUGGCCACAGACGAGGCGGGCAAGAGGGCUGGAGUGGCACUGGAUGCUCAUCUACUGCUCGGAAAGCUGAACUAUGCGUGUGGAGCAUAUGACGAUGCACUCAAAAAUUAUAAACUGGCGGAGCUGAAUACUUUGACAGAGAAAGAGUUACCUGUUCGCAGUCUCCGCAUCGUGGCGGAGUCGUACGCCAUCAAGGGUCUGUGCCUGGAGCUGAACACCGUGCCCGGCUCCACCAGCCGGUACAAGCAGGCCGAGAGGGAAAAUGAAAUGAUCCGCAGUUUCGAGCUGUCCUCAGACCUGACCCUGCUGUACCUACAACGCACGGGCGCCAACGCCCACGCGGGCCCCACGCUCGAGACAGCCCUACAGAGAGUGCCCAUACUGCACAUACGAGCUGGCAGGCUGCAGAAUGCUAUCGAUAGGUAUCGUGAGAUGCUGAACGCGGUGGAGUCGACGUCGACGCAGGCGCUGCGCCUCACGCUCACGCGGCAGCUCGCCGAGGUGCUCAUGCGAGGCGUUACUGGACAGGUGUACAAAGCGCCAGAGAAGUUAGCGGUGGUGCCUGCGACGGGCACGUUGUCGCGGCGGAGAGACGAUCAUGUCGCUGAUGGUCCUUGGAAACCUAAGCGAUAUGCUGCUAUUAAUCAGUUCGUCCCGCGUAACGAGUACGAGGAGGUGGUGCUGCUGCUGCUGGUGGGCGAGGCCAUGGCGGUGCGGGACGCUGUGCUGUCGCAGAGCGCGGAGUUCGAGGCCGCCCGGGCACAUGCCCUGCGCAACGCCAUCGCCGUCACCGACCUGCUGGCCCUCGCCGCCACCCGCUGGGGGCAGCUGUGUCUCGUGCUGGAGUCCCUAGAACGCGCGAUGAAGUUCUCAUUCAACUGCGCGCACAUCUGGCGGCAGCGCGCGCUCGCCACCGCCGCCGCCGCGCCCGCGCGCGCCGCGCCGCCCGCCGCGCCGCCGCACGUGGCGCCCGGCGCGCCCGCCUGGAGCGCGGGGGUGCGCGCCGCCGGGGUGGCGCGCCGCGCCGCCGCGCUGCUGCCGCACGACACGCCGCUCAGGCUCGUCGCUGCUAGCACGUGCUAUAGGAUGGGAUGGAUAGAGGAAGGCAUAGAGAUGUCGGAGGAGGCGCUGGCGAUAGAGGACGCGCGCGGCGGCCGCAUGCUGGCGCGCUGCUGCCUCUACGCCGGACAGGGCUACCAGAUGAAGGCACAGAAAACAAACGCGCGCAUAGACAAGGAGGCGGCCAACGACACGUCGCUGAAGCUGCUGCUGCGGGCGGUGUCGCUGGACGACAACGACCACCUCGCCUUCUACUACCUCGCGCUGCAGUACAUGCACCUCGGCAUGCUCAACGAGGCCAUGGACGCGACGCGGUCGUGCCUGGCGGCGCGCGCGGAGUGCGGCGGCGGGCUGCGCCUGGCCGUGGCGCUGUGGUCGUGCGCCUGCGCCGGCUCGCGCGGGGCCAGAGCGCUGGCGGCGGCGCGGCUGGCGCGCGACCACUACCCGCACGCUGACUGGCCGCUGGCGGCGCUAGCGCAGCUACAGUUGACGUGGGAGACGCCUGAGGAAGCAUUAGCGACGGGCAAGGAACUGUUAUCACUAGUGAACAGUUCCGAGUCGGAACUGGAGCCGGAACACAACGGCUACGCGGAACUAGACGCCAUGUCCGACUCCGUGCACGACGACACGCAGAGCAAUCGAGAUGCUGCAUCGAUACGCGCGGAGUCGGCAGGCGUGUACCGCAUCGAGAGAGCAUUGUCUGAAGGCGCCUCGUCACUAUCGACCGCGCGGCCGCGGGUGCCGGGGGCUGACAGCCGCGCACAAGCCUGGCUGUUGUUGGCGCAGCUGUGUCUCAGGUUAGGGCGGGUGAGCGCGGCGGCGGGCUGCGUGUCGGAGGCGGCCACGCUCACGCCCUUCAGCCAUCUUGUAUUAUAUACGCGAGGUUUAGUUCACGCGGCGAGUUCCGAGUGGGAUGAGGCGCGGCAAUGUUUUCAGAACGCGUUAGCGAUACAUCCCACACAUUUGGACAGUAUGGUACAAUUAGGCGCGGCGUACUACAACCUGGGGUGGCUGGGGCUGGCGGAGAAGGCGCUGCGCGAGGCGGCGGCGCUGGAGCCGGGCCGCGCCGACACGUGGCGGCGCCUGGCGCUGGUGCUGUGCGCCGCCGCCGAGCCGCUCGCCGCCGCCGACGCCGCCGCCGCCGCGCUCGCGCUGCACCCGCACGAGCCCAAGCUCUGAUACACGCCCACGCUCGUCUCCUGCUGAUGUGUCCUACUGCAAGUCUACAACCCUAUCUAUCAUGUACUACUACUCGUACCUAUAUUGAAUUUCCUACUUCCUAUUUCAAACACUUGCGCGAAUAUUAAACAUUUAAAUAAAACUACUUUUACGGAUUUUAUCGCGGUUAUAUUAAAAUUAUUUAAAGCUGACGUUUCGGAUCCUUUACGUCAUCCAUGGUCACAGGUCGGGUUUAAAUAAUAUUAAUAUAACCGCGAUAAAAUCCGUAAAAGUAAUUUUAUGAUAAUUCCUGUAACAAAUCAGAGAAAACAGAAUUUUAAACUUGAUGACACCCUUUUUCCAGCCUGUCUUUAAAACUGAUAACCUUUCUUCAGGCCUGGUCGUGGUAACCAAACCCACGUCUAGUUAAUCUGCUUAUCCCAGACAGCCACUAUUUAAACUUGGAACAUACCUAUACCUCCCUAUAACUACGUAUUCAAAAAUUAUGUCAAAUGUAUCCUCACAUUCAUACUAAGAUAUACCUUCUGAAUUUUUAAAGAAAAACAAAACAUUCAUACAGUCAAAUGUAUUAUAUCACUUAUUAUUAUCAAAAUAGAGAAAUCCUUAUCAAUGCAAAUAAUGAACUUCUACAUACAGCAUUGUUAACAGCCAUUACAUACAGCAUUUUACGGUGAACCCUUUAAAACUACAUUUACCAAAUAAGUAUAAUGUGCACUUCCUGAAACCUGUCAAUAUAAUAAUGCAAAUAAGAAACAAAUUAAAUAUUUUUCUUCUACUACAUAUUUAAAAAUGUCUAAUACAACCAAAUAGAAAUAAUGAAAUACGCCUAGACGAACGAGUUUAGCUACCUGGUCUAGCUAAACUUCUAUUUCGUUGUCCUAGGAACAUUUCAAAACAUAGAUCAAUUAAACAAAAAUAGUAUAAUCAAGUAUAAAUAAAACUGCCGUUUAGUACUUAUAAUGUCUAAAUAAUGAUAGUGAGAUAAAUGUACGCAUACGAUCUGUAAUUCCUAACUCGAUAAAGUAGGGUAAAAUGUUUUGUGUUGCAACAACGAAUCGACAUCUAUCGAAAUAUACACGUUAACUAAAGAAUACAACGUGUAUACCAAGUUAGCGCAUAAUAUGCACAUUUAGCGCAAAGAUAGCGCAGGUUUGCGCAAAGUUUGCGCAACGAUACUGAGGAAAGUGAUCUGUUCUAAUAUCCGCAAUAUCUAACGAGUUUAAUAUUUAAACAAAUUGAAACUCAUUGCCGCCUCGAGUAAAAUAAUACAAAACUUAAAAAAAAAUUACUGUGACGGACGAUCAAACUCCGGUAUAAAAAACAAGAUUAGGACGCUCGAAGUAACUCGGACAAUGUAGAGAUAAACAAUAAAUAAAUACGAAAUAUUUAGGCGUAAUGUAGUGCAAACUUUUUAGAAGCAUUUAGCCUGUACCUGUACUCGCGUCGGUUCUACUAGCGUAUCUUACGAACUUACGACUGACUACUGUAUUUACUCGCCUCGGAAUUGAUGUACGCAAGUGCUUCAUUGCUCAUGGUGACUUCAUAUUUUCAUACAUCUUAAUAUCGGUAAUAUUAUAACCACAAUUUCUAGACAGAUGUGCCUCAAAACCACUUGCAAGUCAAUGUAAAUCAUUCUAAACUAAGAUACUAUAUUCAAUACUAAAUAAUCAUUCUAUAGAUAUUGUAAUCGUAAUAGGUCACCGUGAACAAUGACGUCACAUAUAGUUUCUUUCCUUCAAUAAAGAUAACGAAAACUGGCGAGGGGAAACUUUGUAUGUAGGAAUCGUCAUUCACUCGCCAUUAUUCAAAAAAAGGUAACGUGAGCGACUAAAGUGGAAAAUAUAAAUAACUUCUACGCAUUAUUUAUUUUGGUGUUGAACAACCUUUGUCGCUGACUAUACUAUCGCUGAAUAUAAAAACAUAUAAUUUCGUUUUCUAUUGGAUACUGUAUAUACCACAAAACUAUUCAACAUUGUCGUCAUAAGUUCCUGUUCACUGUGAAACAAAGCUAUAUAAAACUAUAUGAAAACGAAAAGAGAAGCAAUAUAUAAAAUUAUUAGUUAAAAUAAACAUACAGAUACGCAGAUGUUAUUGUACAUAAUGUAGUUCUCUAUUAAUUUCCCGAUUUCAAGUGAUUGGUUGUAGAGUAUCGUGAACUUCGCCAGCACUACAGCGAGUAAUAUCUAAACUAAGACAAUAGCUCGUUACUCUCUAGUUCGGUGUCUGUUAUUGUAAAUCAUUAAAUAUUAUUAUAAUAUAAUACGUUUAUAUCGUUCGUGUACUUGUGCUACUUUGAAUUUAAUUGUUGAAACAUGUUUUCUUGGAGCAUGUAAACUCAUGCUGAACGUGUCACCAAUAUAAAGUUUAUCUUUAUUUUCUUUCUAAACCCGAACUCAACGGCUCGACAAAUCGUGUUAGCGUUUUAAUUAUUAGCUUCCUAUAUCGAUGAAAUUCCAUCACUAGUGUCGAUGUACUGUUUAAAUGCUCCAAGUAUUUUCAAGUCCCGUCCAGUGGUUUCAAACAUUUUGAUUGUGACUUGCGUGUAUGAUAUAAUUGUAUAUAGUAUUGCGGGAAUAUCCUCUACUUGUUUUUCCAUAGCUGUAUAAUAAUUACUUUAUUACAAAUAUCGUGUAAUUUUCUUAACUAAAGUGAUGUUAAUACUUUUAAACGUUAUUAUUAUUAUAACUAUUGUAUAAUUAUGGUUUAGGCAAUUUAAUUAUUUAUUGUAAAUUAAGACCAAUUAAGGAAAUAUUUGUGUAAUUUUAAUAUCCUUGUGUUUGUAACAAACUUACAGAGGCGUCAUCAGUAAGUGUGGCAAAAUGUUAAAUAUGAUUAAAUCCCUUCAACUUGACUCUUGCAGCGCGAUGUGCAAUGUUGUUAAACUAUUUGUCACCAAAUAUUCCAAAAUAUUCGCAAUUAUUUUAGCUACAUUGCACGGUACUGCAAAAAAAGCCCUGUAACAUUGUGUACGUUGCUUGUACUGAGGACGCGACUGUAAGGCUCACAUGCCGACCUCAUUAGCUAAGGAGAUCAUCGCCAUAUACAUAUGUAAGCUACCGGUGCGCAUAUCACAACUUAGGCCUUCGCCGACUACAUAAACGUCAGUUUUCUUAAAACAAAUCAUUAUUAUGAAUUUAAAGUGUGUAAAAUUUUCAGUGUUUAAGGAGAAUAGACGUUUAUGUUGUUGGUGAAUUAGGGCCUUAGUGCAUUGUAACAUUGUAUUGUUGCUAGUCUGUGUUGCAUGUUGUGUGAAGUACAGUUCGCGAAAAAUAUCUUUGGUUCUCUGAAGUUAGCUUAGUGGACUCCUAAAGAAUUGUUUUGUGAAUAUUUUUUUGACUAUUGUGAUGUAAACAGAAGUCAACUUCCAAGCAAAGCUUCUCGACAAUACCUGUGGAAACAAAUUCUCGAGAAGUCAAAUGGCUAACUUCAGGAUUGCAAAGUUAUUUGGCGCGAACAACAUUGAGUAAUCAUAACGUGUUUGAAGCAAUAGUUAGUAAGCUUGAAGAUACGUAUCAAUUUAAUUUACUGCGAUAUAACUAUAAAUGCGAUUGUGGUUAAGUACGUUAUAAAUUAUAAUAAUAUACGAUACACGUUUGUUGAUAAUGCCGACCUUCCGAUGCAAAGAAUUUUAAUGUCUGGAUAUCUUAAAGAAGUACCUAAUCAUAAAUAUUUAUUGGAGAUCGUAUUUUAAAUCUAGCUCGAGUUUUGCAAGUUACAUAAUAAUAACUUUGGCGAGUGUAUCAUUUUUAAUUUAUUAAUGAAUAAUUGAAGGUUCUAUAGGUUAAUUAGUUGGUGUUGUGCUAGUGGUGUGAGAGUGGUGACAGAGUGGUGGUGGCUGGUGGUAGCGUGGUGAGAGUGGUGGUAGGCUCGGUAGACUUCCAGGGGUGCACGUAUUAGAUUAUGUAGACAGGAAUCGGUGCGAAAAGUCCGUUGUAAAAUUGAGUUGACACUUUUUCUGUGUGUGUAAAAUAGUACAAGAAAUGAAUAAAAUUCACAUAAAACACCAUAUGGUGUGUAAAAACGCGUGUGCGUGUAAAAUGUGUAAUUAACAAUAUUUUGUCCGUAAACGGUUUCGGCUAAUCUAAAAGUUUUAAGUAUUAAUAACAAUUAAUGAACAAAGUAAACUUAACAAAGCAAACACAAAGUACUAGUUUAAGUAAUAAAACGGUCGUUUAUCCGAGGUAAUUAAAAACACAUAAUUUGUGGUUAGCUGCAGUUAAAUAGUAUACACGAGUCAUGACUCGGCCAACACUUUUCGCACCGAUUGUACAAAGUACGGUUCUAAUACGAGAGCCUCAUUAAAACAAAACGACAUUAUUUUUAGAUAAUUAUAUGACGACUCUCAUUAAUUGAUCAUGGUGUUUUUUCCUAUAAUAAAUACAUUUGUAUAUUUAGCAAUUUACUACAAAGUAUUGCCAAUAUGUUUGUCAUUUCUGUUCGCACUGACGUAGGUAAAAAUAGAUGUAAAAUUUCAUAUUUUACCUAAUAUAUUGACUAUUAGAAGUUAUCAUUUGCUUAUUUUGAUGUGGUCGUCUCACCAUGUGAUCGAAACCUGGCAAUAAUUUGUGUCGCAACUAAUCAAUAGCAAAUAUAAUGUAAUUAAAUAUUAAUGUUUCCGAAUAGUGGUUAGCCGGUGUUAGUGCCAAUGUCUGUCUUAUACUUAAUAAUGUGAAUGUCUAACGUGGUGUCUGUUCUCAAGAACUGCUGAGCACUGGGCUAUGUGGCAUGUCCUUGUAUCGAAGCCAGUUAUUGUAAUAAGGGUCACUUACAAGUGAAACUGUCUGCUCAUAUAAAUUAAUGGAGCUAUUUGACUACGCCGUAAGUCACAACUGGAAAAUUGCUUACUUGGAAUGCAAUAAUAUGUAUAUUAUUAUAUGUUCUAUUUUGCAUAAGUUUUGUGGCCACUCUUAAUCUAUGUCGUUUUCUAUAAUUUGUCUUGAAGAAAUGGCAUUAAAAGUAAUAAUGGCGUUAAUCAGUGCUUGUUCAUGAACAUAUCGACCACUUUACUUAGGAUCUAUUCGUUACGGUGCUUCGCAACACUUUGGUUGUGCUCACAGGUACAGUCUGCUACACAAGUGCUACAGUCUCGAGUAUUUGUUAAGUUGAAGUAGCAAAUGCACACGUGUGUGUGUUAAUUUAUUAAUCUUGCCACUCUGCUAUUUCGUUUUAUAUGGAGGCUUGAUGCGUGUGUGAAAUAUACUAAAUUUAUGUACUUGAAACUUGUGUAACCGAUUGUACUUGAAUGAAUCUAAUUUAAUGCAAUUUGUUGAAUCGUAGCACUCUGUUAUAAAGUAAGUAGACACUUGUACAUGUUCCGCGACGCAACGGCUCGGCACCUGUUUACAUACAAAUAUUACUGUUUGCAAAUUACAUUAUUGUAUGUAGUAAUUAUAAAUAAAUAAUUAAUUAUUAUGUAAUGUUCAUAUGUUUUGCUCGUUUGUAGGUUACAAGAGUUUACGUUUAGGGCCUGGCAGAGUUGCCUCGGCUCGAGUAGGCGACAGCUUCCAAACAAAGCCAUCUUUCAAGUGAUAGUUACGUGUCAGUGUCGUGUAUCUCUAUCCCUUUCUAGUGUUCAUUAAUCCUUAUACAAAGGAAAGAGACGAAACAUUUUGAAAUAUUGUGUGUUCGAUAGCUUUUACUGUCCGUGCGACGCGAACGACAGAUACGACACGCUGACGUCGUGUCUGUCGGCGCGAGCGGCGGCGUGUAGCUGUAAUCAUAUAAAUGUAUAAUAAUCCUGUAAUCUAAAGACCAAUGUAAUAUUUAUUGUCGGUCUUCAUAGUUGAAUAAAUACAUUAUUGUAUUGAACUUCACAAGUUUUCUAUCGUGAGUCUGUCAUUGUAUGUCGGUCUGUUCGUCGGCCUCGUCAAAUGUUACAUUUUGACUUUAUGCACAUAGUUGUUUGAAAUAUGUGUAGAUGUAGCAUUUUAAAUAAUUAAUAUAAAUUCACUAAAAUAUUUGAAACACGAGGCAGGUGAUUUUAUUAACACUAAGAUAAAUGACAAAUAAGAAAAUCUUUUAUUAGCAACUGGAUAUUUGACGAGUGCCGGCAGUAGACCGACCUGUGAGUAUACUGACAGUGAAGGUAUAACUGUGUAGAUGUAUAUAAUUUAUCUAUACAUAUAAUAUAUAAAUAUGAACAUAUAAUAUAUUUAUAAACCUGUUGUGCUCUUGUGUACUUUACUACGUUGUAGAUGUUGUUCUUGGCAUUCGAUGUUGACUGUAUAUAAAACGUUUAAGGAUAUUAAAAAAUAAUAAUUAUUAUGUUACAUAA